AUGGCUGGGGCAUCGGCAGUCUUCAUUAUGGACAUGAAGGGCAAAGUGAUAAUCAGUCGGAACUACAGGGGCGAAGUGCCCAUGAACAUCACUGAAAGGUUCCAGCAGCACGUGAUAGAUGCGGAGGAUGCCGCCAUAAAGCCGGUGUUUUGCGAGGACGGCAUCAGCUUCGCUUGGAUUCAGUAUAACAAUCUCUACCUGUUAGCUGUUACCCAACGAAACUCGAAUGCCACGCUGAUCGUGGCCUUCCUCUACAGGCUGGCGGAGGUCCUGAGAGACUACUUCAACGAGCUCGAAGAGGAGAGCAUAAAGGACAACUUUGUGAUCACUUAUGAGCUCCUAGAUGAGAUGAUGGACAACGGGUACCCUCAGACCACCGAGGUCAAGAUUCUGCGAGAGUACAUCAAGACUCAAUCGCAUCAGCUCUCCGUUGAGCAGAUGAGACCGCCCACAGCGGUGACCAACGCAGUGUCCUGGCGGUCUGAUGGCAUCAAGCACAAGAAGAACGAGAUUUUUCUUGACGUGGUGGAGCGCCUCAAUCUCCUGGUUUCUGCAAACGGGUCUGUUCUGCGUUCGGAGAUCUUGGGGGCAUUGAAGAUGAAGUCAUAUUUGUCUGGCAUGCCCGAACUGAAGCUUGGUCUGAACGACAAGCUGCUCUUUGAGGCCACUGGAAGACCGGUGGCCAAAGGCAAGUCAGUGGAAAUGGAGGACAUCAAGUUCCACCAGUGUGUGCAGCUUGCGCGCUUCGAGAAUGAUCGGACAAUCUCUUUCAUUCCGCCUGACGGCGAGUUCGAGCUUAUGAGCUAUCGGCUGAACACCCACGUUAAGCCAUUGAUUUGGGUCGAGGCUGUCGUGGAUCCGGGCCACUCGCGAUCGCGGAUUGAGUACAUGAUAAAGGCUAAGUCACAGUUCAAGUCGCGCAGCGUGGCCAACAACGUGGAGAUCCAUAUUCCGGUGCCGUCCGACGUGGACUCGCCGUCCUUCAAGACCUCCAUCGGCACGGUGAGAUAUAUCCCCGACCAGGACUGCAUAGUCUGGAGCAUCAAGCAGUUCCAGGGUCAAAAGGACUUCAUCAUGACAGCGAACUUUGGCCUCCCGUCUGUUGGUGCUGACAACAGGGAUGCCUAUAUGAAGGCACCGAUGUCUGUGAAGUUCGAGAUCCCGUACUUUACCGUGUCGGGUGUGACGGUCAGGUACCUCAAGAUCGUGGAGAAGUCUGGCUAUCAGGCGCUGCCCUGGGUGCGAUAUAUCACCCAAAACGGCGACUACCAGCUUCGCAUGGUCUGA
Molecule: messenger RNA, 1287 nt
Organism: Effrenium voratum
Lineage: Eukaryota; Dinophyceae; Suessiales; Symbiodiniaceae
Source: the annotation of a GenBank genome assembly